AUGGUAUUUGGUCUCGAGGGGCACACAGCCACGUUGUAUGGCGAGUGGAUCGUGACGAUUGGCGGCAAAACCGCCGCUUUCGACCUUAACGAGUCUGUGCUCUCGCUGAACAUAGUGACCUGCGAGUGGCGGCAGAUGCUGUGUGACGGGGUGGCGCCGUUGCCGCGCGCGUACCACUCCACGUGUCUGCACGGCUCGCGGCUCAUCGUCUUCGGCGGCAUCACAGCUGUGGGGGUUAACGAUAUUCACUACAACACAUACAACGUCUUCACGGCGGCUGACGGGCUUGACCGCGAGACGCUGCAGCAGACGGGCCGCGACCGCCUGCGCGAUCCGUCGUUGAUGCGCCCGCUCAUACCACAGCGCCUCGAGCCAGACGGCCCGCUGUAUGUGUUGGACAUGUCCGUCUCACCGCCGCGGUGGGAAACGCUGCGCUGCGGCGGGAGUGUGCCGUGCUGCCGCUCUCACCACGCGGCCGCUGUGCACGGUGACGCCAUGUACGUUGUGGGCGGCUACAACAUCCAUGCGGCGGACACGCAGCCGACGCCGGACUUCGGCUGUGUGUACCGCCUCGAUGUGGCGGCGCGGCAGUGGACCGCUAUCACGCUGCGCACCCCGCUGUACUACUGGGGCGCAACACUUACACCGCUGGGCGGCACGCUCAUCUGCCUCUUUGGCGGCGUCUCACGCAUUUCGAACGCGGAGUCACACGACACCUUCCUGCUGGACAUGCGGAGCGGCGGCGUGCAGGCGCUGGCGCCCAACGCGCGCACGCCACUUCCCCGA
Trypanosoma grayi is the source of this 786-nucleotide messenger RNA. Its product is annotated as BTB/POZ domain containing protein. The annotation marks the transcript as partial. The transcript has a single exon. Gene Ontology annotation, molecular function: protein binding. NCBI's taxonomy places the organism in Eukaryota, Euglenozoa, Kinetoplastea, Trypanosomatida, Trypanosomatidae. The record is from RefSeq and is a predicted model, not a curated record.